CGGAGCGACGUCGGCGGGUCGGGGACGUCGCGGAAUGAGACGGUGCGCGUUGCGUGCGGUGUGCAAAGCAGUGGCGGCGACUGUGGAUCAGCGAGUGCGGCCAGCCCAAAAUAAGAUUUGACGAGCGUCCGUCGCGGUCACGAGUCGCAACGUCGGUUUCAGGGUCUCGCGAGUCCCGGCGGUUCGUCCCGGCGCUCUCGUCAGCGUCAGCAGCACAGCACGUCAGCGGCGCUCGCUGAACGUCGGUCGGGAAGGCGGUGUGAUGCCGCCGCGAUAACGCGGACGGGCCUCGCUUGCGCAAUGACGUGUUCUCGCGCUCUUCGGCAGCCGCACGUUCGACGCGGAAUCCGUUGAGGGAGGAGGACGGAGAAGAGACCGAGUGCCUGGCGCGCGCGAAGCGGUCUCGCAAGUCCCCGGGGAGUGCAGUGCUGCGAUGCCGCUGCGUCUCGGCGGGCUGAGGAUUAACGCGUUGUUGAUGAAGGCCGCGAACGGCGGACACGCACUCUUACGCACGCCGCCGUCGACCCGCCGGUGAACAGAACAUGGGCAAGCAAAACGGCUGGUGCUGGUGGUGCGUCAAGGCCGUCAAGUGGUUGCCAGUGAUCUUCAUCCUGACGAUCGUCGCCUGGUCCUACUACGCCUACGUGGUGCAACUGUGCUACUAUACAAUAGACAAUUAUGUUCAAAAAGCUUUCUAUCUGCUUUUCUUCCACAUCCUGAUUCUGAUGUUUCUCUGGUCGUAUUGGCAGACGGUGUACACAAAUUUAAUGCCAGUGCCAGAUAAGUUUAAAAUACCUGAUGUCGAAAUGGAGAAAUUGCAACAGGCUGAAACUGAGGAAACGCAGAGACAAAUUUUGGAAAGAUUUGCACAAGACCUUCCGGUUACUAAUCGCACCAUGAAAGGAGCUAUGCGAUUUUGCGAGAAGUGUCAGUUAAUAAAGCCUGAUAGGGCACACCACUGUAGCGUAUGUGGCACUUGUGUCUUAAAAAUGGAUCAUCAUUGUCCAUGGGUGAAUAAUUGCGUAGGCUUCCACAAUUACAAAUUUUUCAUGCUGAAGCCGGCAUACGGACUUGUCUACUGUAUGUUUAUUACCGCCACAUCUUUGCAAUACUUUAUACAAUUUUGGAAAGGUGAAUUAGACGGAAUGGGUAGAUUUCAUCUACUAUUCCUUUUUUUUGUUGCGUUGAUGUUUGCAAUCAGUCUUACCUCCCUUUUCUGCUAUCAUUGCUAUCUCGUUGUUCAUAAUAGAUCGACGCUAGAGGCCUUUAGAGCACCUAUGUUUCGGACAGGAAAGGAUAAAGAUGGAUUUAGUCUGGGGAAAUACAAUAAUUUUCAGGAGGUAUUUGGUGACAAUCCGCGACUCUGGUUUCUACCUAUAUUUAGUAGUCUGGGAAAUGGUGUCGUCUACCCAGUAAGAUCGCAACACCAGGGCACACCCAAUACUUAUGACUCCAUGGGCAGUACUCAGAACAGCUUUGGAGACGGGGGAAACUUUCCCGAGCGGCUGUGCAAUGAAGAUACUCAUACUUUGUUGGGCCCCGGCACCCAACAAUGGGGUGACGAAACCGAAUUUGACUCCCCAUCUCCCUACAUAAAUCAGGUCCACCAUUGAUCAAAUGACAUUGGUACAAGAAGCUACAAUUUUGGCUCUUGGCACUGGCACUGCUGUGAUAGGUCCUUCUGUUGAUGUCGACCAACCACUGAUGGAUGUAACAGAAUCUGUCUGAACAACACCGACAAAUCUGUACGACUUCACGCAAUUGCAAUUUUGCUUUAUGAUAUCACGACUGUAAUCCAGAGUAUCAAAUUUAACAUUUGAUGCUUUCUUAUGUUUUAAUUCUCGGCGUUGUGCGUUUAGGGUUUCAUAGGUACUAUUGUUGCGAAGGAAAGUCACAUUGAAUUGUUAUUGCAAGGAUUUUUACCAUUGCGGUUUGUCCCGCACCACAAGAUACUUUGAAUAUUAACUGUAUUAUAUACUGUAACAUAUACAUGGAUUUGUUGUUAAAAGUAUUGUUGUAAUUGUAUUACUUGUAAUUUUAACCAUAAUGUUUCACAUACAAUUAAAUUAGCCUAUAACGCAAUGUAUAAUAUCGAUGUUGCUAUAAAUUUGUAAUUGAGUGUGUAGAUUACAAGUUGUAUCAUAAAAUGACGAAAAAAGUUAUUGCAGUUCAACUCGGUCGGAUAUUUCAUCAACAAUACUCUUUGUCAAAACAUAGCCACAUAUACGUGUGUUGAGCAAAAUAGAAAUUAUAAAAAAAAAUUGCAAAUAAAAUUCGUCCAUAUUUUAUUGUAAAAAAAAUGGAUAGGAUGAUU
Messenger RNA from Wasmannia auropunctata (little fire ant), 2314 nucleotides. RefSeq names its product palmitoyltransferase ZDHHC2. The transcript is spliced from 11 exons. Gene Ontology annotation, cellular component: endoplasmic reticulum; Golgi apparatus. NCBI's taxonomy places the organism in Eukaryota, Metazoa, Arthropoda, Insecta, Hymenoptera, Formicidae. Gene Ontology annotation, biological process: protein targeting to membrane; synaptic vesicle maturation; peptidyl-L-cysteine S-palmitoylation. The coding region runs from base 543 to 1613 and encodes 356 amino acids. Gene Ontology annotation, molecular function: protein-cysteine S-palmitoyltransferase activity. The record is from RefSeq and is a predicted model, not a curated record.